Molecule: messenger RNA, 510 nt
Organism: Acytostelium subglobosum LB1
Lineage: Eukaryota; Evosea; Eumycetozoa; Acytosteliales; Acytosteliaceae
Exons: 2
Coding region: 1-510 (169 amino acids)
Source: RefSeq, a predicted model, not a curated record
AUGAACACUGUUCGCUCUGCUAUCCUUUUGCUCGUCCUCCUUGGCGUCGCCAUGGCCCAGCCAGCCAACGUCGUCCCAGCCCUCUACAAUGGAAUGGUUUUCCUGAGAUCCUCCCAGGACUACAACGCCGAACACGGAGUCGCCAACUCUGUUAUGAACAGAGUCCCAGGUCAAGGUGCCGGAUGCUGGGCACCAUACUCAAUGAACACUAACCAAUGGAUUAUGGCCAGCUCCAUCACCCCAUUCGGUGUCAAGGGAAUUGCCAUCCAAGGUAGAUACGACUACGACCAGUGGGUAACAUCAUUCCAGAUUCACUACUCGCUCGACGGCAUUAACUGGACCCAGAUGUACAACGGUGGCAGCACCACCUUCUACGGAAACUCCGACAGAAACACCCCAGUCUACAUCAACUUCCCAUCGACCAUCACCGUCCGCAACAUCCUCAUCAAGCCAUUGACCUGGUACGGAGGUAUCGCCCUCAGAUGGGAGGUCUUCAUUCCAUUCUUCUAA